Molecule: messenger RNA, 1126 nt
Organism: Papaver somniferum (opium poppy)
Lineage: Eukaryota; Viridiplantae; Streptophyta; Magnoliopsida; Ranunculales; Papaveraceae
Exons: 2
Coding region: 216-719 (167 amino acids)
Source: RefSeq, a predicted model, not a curated record
UGUGUUGAAGUAUCCCUGUGUCUGUUAUCCUCUUCCUGAUUCUAUGAAUUCUUCUGCUCCUUUAUCUGAUUUCGUUUCUCUUUAUCUGUUUAUUAUUCUUAUUUCACAAAUGAUGAUUGAUUGAUGAUUUUGGGGAUCAUCAAUUGGUAUCAAAGCCGUUGGAUUCUUUCGGACGGUUUAUACCUUACACAAAUGGAUCCGCAUAAUAAUAUCAAAUGCUUGAUUUUAAAGCUAUUGAAAUAACAGAAGGACACCGACGGGAAAUGCAAGAAUUUAAGAGGGAUCGUUCAAUUCUCUUAGCACAAAUGAAAGAUAUUGUUUCACCGACAAUUGAAGAAGGAGAUCAUGUCUAUUUGAAAUAUUGCUUCGACAUAUUUGCAGUAAAGGAUGAAAUUGUUCGUACAAGAUUUCAUGAUUCCACUUUUUACAAUAUUGGUGAUUUCUUCCCAAUAUUUGUUGAAGAAUUUCAAGAGAUUGAUGUGCCUGUUCACAAGCCACAAAGUGAAUCAAGUGAUGAACCCUACAUACUAUUCCUUGCUUCCGUUGAUGAAAAAAAAGUUUACUUCUCUUUUUGGGCAUUCAAGUUUAGCCAAUAUGCAGGAAGAUUUCGAGGGCGCAUUGUUGUUUUCCCAUGGUGUCUCAUAACAUGUUUUACGAAUCAAGUGACAAAGAUGAAGAAGAUAAUCCAAGAAAUAUCGAUACCUAUAUUCAACAUUUAAAGCUAGUGGGGACUUAUAAAACACUAGAGUCUCAAUCUGUCAUCCCAUCGAUAUCAAAUUUCCCUGAAACUCUUCGUAGAAUAAGCCCUCAUUGGGCUCAAUGCUUGAUUGGUAAAGUAAUGAGGAGAACGGUGGGUUAUAAGUUUUUGAAGGAUCGAGCUUGUGCUUUAAUGGAAACCCCGUGGAGAUCUUCAGAUGCCGGAUUUAGGUAAGGAUUUCUUUUUAUUUAGAUUCUCUGAUUUAAGUAAUUUAAAGAGAGUGGUCUUCCAAGGUCCUUGGUUUGUUGGAGGGAAUUUUAUUUCCCUUCAACAAAAGUCCACGGAGUUCAAACCGUCUCAUGCCACUUUCAGUAGAUUGAUUGUUUGGAUUAGACUCCCUGAACUACCAAUUGAAUUUUUUGAUCGUGA